Molecule: messenger RNA, 1013 nt
Organism: Nelumbo nucifera (sacred lotus)
Lineage: Eukaryota; Viridiplantae; Streptophyta; Magnoliopsida; Proteales; Nelumbonaceae
Product: small heat shock protein, chloroplastic-like
Source: RefSeq, a predicted model, not a curated record
CCUUCCCUUCCACAAGCCAUCUUUAUAAAACACUUCCCUUCCGCCAUUAAUUUCAGACAAGAUUAUCGAAAUAAAUCCCUAACGACUUCACUAAUACAGUCUCUCUUUCUCGCUGACUCCGUUCCGGUUCGAUACCCGAAACUAGCAUUCUCCAAUGGCUUCCGCAAUUGCAUUAAGGAGAGCCGCUACUCCAAGCCUCCUCAACAAGUUCCUCAACCCAGUCCGUUCUGUCACGGUUGUUCCACCCGCAGUGCGCUCUUUCAAUACUAAGGCUCAGAUGCUUGACUAUGAUGAUGACGAGCAUGGUGUUGAUGUCAGUCGCCGCUCCGACCAGCCUGUCUCUCGCCGUCGUGAUUACGUUCCUAAUCUCUUCUCAGGUAACGUGCUCGAUCCUUUCUCUUCAACAAAGAGCUUGAGCCAGGUGCUUAAUCUGAUGGACCAGUUCAUGGAGAACCCAUUCCUGGCUGCAUCGAGGGGGAUGGGAGCUGGAACGAGGAGAGGAUGGGACGUGAAGGAAGAUGAGAAUGCUCUGUAUCUGAGGAUGGACAUGCCAGGGCUGGGGAAGGAAAACGUGAAGGUGUCUGUGGAGCAGAACACUCUGAUCAUCAAGGGAGAAGGGGAAAAAGAAUCUGACGAGGAGAAGAGCGGGCGAAGGUACAGUAGCAGGAUCGAUCUGCCUGAGAAGCUGUACAAGAUUGAUCAGAUUAAGGCGGAGAUGAAGAAUGGUGUUCUCAAGGUUAUUGUUCCGAAGGUGAAGGAAGAGGAGAGGAAGGUCGUCUUGCAAGUUAAGAUCGACUAAUUUCUGGGAGUAACUCCGGUUGAGAAGAUUUCAAAUUUCAAAUGUUGGGUAUAGGGGAAAGUAGAUUAAUUAGAAGAAAUUGUAAAAAGGUUUUUCUAGUACAAAUGUUAAAUUGUUAAUGAAGUAGAAACCAGGCUUCUGAAGAAAAGAAAUUUUCACUUUUGGGGGUCGCAGAACCAAUAUCCCAUCAAUCCAUUAUCCCUUACAAAUGAUA